GGGAAAAACACCGGGGGAGAAAAAACUGUCAUGUUUUGACAAGGAAACAAGUGAAAGAGAAAAGUCCGACAUCUUGCGGUGUGAAUAUUAACCAACGCAAUUUGUCCAUCUUCACUUAAAGUAAAAAUAAGCGCUCAGAUUGACCCUGCUUUUUUGUCUUAUUCCUGCCUGAGCCCCCAAACUCGGAGCCACAUCGUCAGCACAUCAUCAUGGCGGGUCGACCCAACGGGCCGGCCGCAGGGAAUAAGAUCUGUCAGUUUAAGCUGGUUCUGCUGGGCGAGUCAGCCGUGGGGAAGUCCAGUUUGGUCCUGCGCUUUGUCAAGGGCCAGUUUCACGAGUACCAGGAGAGCACCAUUGGAGCGGCGUUCCUCACACAGACAGUGUGCCUGGAUGACACGACAGUCAAGUUUGAGAUUUGGGACACAGCCGGACAGGAACGCUACCAUAGCCUGGCCCCGAUGUACUACAGAGGAGCUCAGGCAGCCAUCAUCGUCUAUGACAUCACUAAUAAGGACACAUUUGUGCGAGCGAAGAAUUGGGUAAAUGAGCUGCAGAAACAGGCAAGUCCCAACAUCGUCAUCGCUCUGUCUGGGAAUAAAGCUGACCUCGCGAACAAGAGAGUCGUUGAGUUCCAGGAAGCACAGGCGUACGCUGACGAUAACGGCCUGCUGUUCAUGGAGACGUCGGCCAAAACUGCCAUGAACGUCAAUGAGAUAUUUAUGGCCAUUGCGAAGAAGCUGCCGAAGAACGAGCCUCAAGCUGGAGGAGGUGGGGCUAGUGGGCGGGGUCGAACAGGUGUGGACCUCCAAGACUCCACCCACCAGAGCUCCACAGGCAAAUGCUGCAAUUGAUUCUGGUAGUAAAAGGUCCAAACAGAGACACAGAAGACCAGCACCUGGGAUUUAUAGUGGUGGUGAUGAUGAUUCCUUCAGAGAUUAUGUUCUUGAUCACUUUUUCCUAAAGAAAUCAUAUAAGCUAGCACUUCCUCUUUCUCUUUCACUUCCUGUCUGGUUUAUCCAUAUUUUAUGAAAAUACUAACAUGAUUUAUGUCUCAAGGCUCGUUUUUAAAACAUGAUAAAACAGCGGUGAGGUUGUUUCUGUGGUGGGUCGUGUGUGUAUGAGCGCACGCCACUUUUCCUUCCUCCCCCAUGUUAAUCUUGUCCUUUGUUGCAUAACGAUCUUAAUGAUGAGCUCAUGGUGGGAAUCUUUCACCCAAAUCAUUUUGUACACAAGUGAGUAUUGUUUUUAUUGCAAUGGUGGACAUCACGGCAUUAUUAUUGGGGUUGUGUGUGUGUGUGUGUGUGUGUGUGUGUCCGUCCGUGUGUGUGUAUGUGUGCGCGCGCGCAUUACCUCUGACACCUGAAGAAACAUUUUUAACAUUGUGGUUUUUUCAAUCUGUAAAGAGGGAAAUAAAAAAAAAAAAAAGCAAUGGAAAAA
Messenger RNA from Neoarius graeffei (lesser salmon catfish), 1437 nucleotides. RefSeq names its product ras-related protein Rab-5C-like. The transcript has 6 exons. The record is from RefSeq and is a predicted model, not a curated record. Bases 210 to 851 code for a protein of 213 amino acids. Gene Ontology annotation, molecular function: GTP binding; GTPase activity. NCBI's taxonomy places the organism in Eukaryota, Metazoa, Chordata, Actinopteri, Siluriformes, Ariidae.